Messenger RNA from Penicillium arizonense, 2925 nucleotides. RefSeq lists its product as uncharacterized. Gene Ontology annotation, molecular function: S-adenosylmethionine-dependent methyltransferase activity. The transcript has a single exon. Lineage: Eukaryota; Fungi; Ascomycota; Eurotiomycetes; Eurotiales; Aspergillaceae. The record is from RefSeq and is a predicted model, not a curated record. The coding region runs from base 1 to 2925 and encodes 974 amino acids.
AUGGAGGAUACGCGCGAGUCACAAUUCGCACAGACUAGUCCCAAGGCCUCACCUCCCAGACCCACGCGAGCGGCAAUCAGCCCGCAGCUGAGACUCAAGACAACCGGUCUAUCAGUGCCCACACAUGCCCGCCUUGCUCGUCUAAGAUCGCCUCUCUCUGCGGGGACAACAUCAUCGUGCUGCUCAGAUACAGAUACAGAAUGGCAACGACAUUCUCAAGGAUACGAUGACCUGUACGACGCCACAGAUGACGAUAUGGAUGACAAUGAGACGGAAAUUAGCGACUCGUGCUUUUCCCCCGAUACCCGGCCAUCAAGUUUGGUGACACCAAUUACUCGGAACUCAGUGACUUCAACAGGAAGUCGAAAACGCCUCCUCACCCUCGAGAUUCCUUCACCUACAGUGUGGCCAUCCAUGACCGGGGGUCACAAGAGCUCGCCAAUACCACCAACUCCCCCUCCCAAGAUCCCUGUGUCCCCUGCAGCUUUAUCCAUGCUCGGCCGCGCCGUACCCGCAUACCACGCUCCUCCUUCGCUCGAUGGAAGUAUCUCUUCCGACCAGGAAUCGGUCAUCAGUGGAUUGGCUACACCAGACUCUCAGUCUCUACCAGAUACAAACUGGACCGCGCAUGAUAUACAUGUUCGACCCGAUCUGGAUGGAAGUGAUAGUGAUAUGGACAAUGGAGAUGGCAGCUCAGACAUUGAAGUGCCUAUCGCCAUUGAGAGCUCGCACGAUGACUGGCGCCAUGUUCUGGGAAAUUUCCCUCAGAUUCCUUCUGCUGCUCAGAGAUAUUCACCCUCACCAUCGCCGUCGCUUCAAUUGAAUGACGAGCCAAUACGCGAGUCCACGCCCACGAACCAGGGUGUCUUCCUACCUGACUCGGCUCUGGCUAUGCUGCACCAUAUUCGUCUGGAUGGUACACCUGACUCGUGGUCUGAAACUUCCGAAGGAAAUGGCGAGAUGUGGCAGCUGCAAGCACCUCCCAGCCGUCCACGCAGUGCUGAUGGGGUUACUCCGGCAUCCGAGCUGUCUGGAUACAGCUUUAGUGACCUGAGCAUCCCGUCGCCUGGAGGUUUCUUUGCCUCGCUUGCGCCGCGUGCCCGCCACACUUGGUCCAUUCCAAAUACCAACAACCAGCCAACAUCAGCAGCAGCAGAAGGAUUCUACAACCUGCCAUGGCGUCGGGAUGAGGGGGAAAUUGUGGAGCAGGUGGUCGACUGGCCCGAACGCCCUGUUGAAGAAGACCCAGUCACAGCGGUUCGAGAUGAAGAAGACCCGCCUACUGCCAUUCGUCUCUGUGAGACACCAACGCGUCGGUCCAUCUACCAGGAUAGUCCGAUGAGCGCUGCCUUUGAUGCUGUGCAAGUUCAGGAGAUUCCUCGCUCGGGAAAUGGGUACGAAUAUGACGAGCUUUAUGACCAGGAACUACAGCACCGUGCAGUUGACAGCCACGACCGAACCAGUGUCUGGCUGGCUGCACAGGCCUCGUACCUCGCCGCUCUCAAUGAGACCAAUCCAGUAAAUGAGCUUGAGCCCAUCCAGGCUGCUGAUGAUGAGACUGAAGCUGCCGAGGCUGAAGUGCAAGAGAAGACAGAAGAGUCUUCCAAGAAGAUGGUCCGAUUUUCCGAGGCUAUUCCCGAGGCUUUGAGUCCCUUGCCGUCAAUGCUUGCCAGCAAGGACUCAAUUUACUGGCAAGGUUUCCAGUCCAUUAGGCAACGAUCAAGCAAGACUGAUGGUUUCCUCCACCGUAACAUGCGCUUCGAUGCUGUUCAGUCCAUGCGUCUUGGAAUGAGCGACCUGCAUAUCAAUUGUCUUAUUGGCAAGUAUGAGCUUGUCCGCCGAGAGCGACCUGCGUACAAGGGCCCCUUUGCCAAGGCUCCUCGCAACUCGGUGAUCACAUCCGAGCUAGCUGAGAAGGCUAAAUUCGACAAGCUUGAGAAGGAACAACUGGUCCUCGCUCAACUCUGCCAGCCCAUGUGGGCCAUGGACGCUCUUCGGUCUCUCAAUGGCGGCAAGCUCCUCACAAGCCCUGCUCAGCGCCGGCUUGCACGCACCACCUCCAACCCCAGCUCGGCUGAAGCACCAGGCAAGCGCAGCUUCCGAAUCCUUGAUCUCGGUGGCCACUCCUCCUGCGACUGGGCGUGGCAAGCAGCUCACGAGUUCCCAAAUGUCAAGGUCUACACCGUGGCAUCCAAGAACCAAACUGUGAACAGCGCCAUCAAAGGCCCACCUAACCACCGCCAGGUCACUGUCCAAAGCCUCUGGGAACUCCCCUUUGGCAACAACCAAUUCGACCUGAUUUCAGCACGCUCCCUCCACUCCCUACUCAAGACGGAAUGCCCAGCCGGCAAGAACAGCGACGAAUACGACCUAGUUCUAAAGGAAUGCAUGCGCUGCCUCAAGCCAGGCGGCUACCUCGAAUUCCAAGUCCUAGACGCAGAAAUCUCCCGCGCAGGACCGUACGCCUCAGCAACAUCUGUCGAGAUGGUCUUCAACCUCCGUAAGCGCGGCUACGACCCAGUCGCCUCAAAGACGUUCCUCGCCCGUCUCCGCAACAACGGAUUUGUAGGCACAAAGCGCGCCUGGAUGUUCCUACCUAUGGGCACAGAGCCAAUCGAGCACCAGCCACCACGCGAAACCCCCGCCCCGCGUGUGCAAAGCCAAAUCGAAGGAUACGAAGCCGUACAAGGACCAGUCGGGAGCACAGCCGAUAUCGCUAGUAUCACUGGUUUGUUCGGCGGUUGGAUGUGGGAGUCAUGGUUGUUGAAGCUGCGGAUGGAGAUGGGUCGGGAACGAUCGAUGUUGCUUGAGGGUGUUGGGGCAGUCUUUGAUGAGGGGAGGAAGAGUGGUGCUGGUUGGACUUGUUUGUCUGGUUGGGCUAUGAAGCCAAGGAAGAGGGCUGGUCGUUCUUCUGGGUUGGUUUAG